Neltuma alba is the source of this 1682-nucleotide messenger RNA. RefSeq names its product hippocampus abundant transcript 1 protein. NCBI's taxonomy places the organism in Eukaryota, Viridiplantae, Streptophyta, Magnoliopsida, Fabales, Fabaceae. The transcript is spliced from 14 exons. Gene Ontology annotation, molecular function: transmembrane transporter activity. The record is from RefSeq and is a predicted model, not a curated record. Bases 100 to 1419 code for a protein of 439 amino acids. Gene Ontology annotation, biological process: transmembrane transport.
ACGGAGCCGAGUGGGAAGCGAGCGCAUGUUAUUAUUUGAGCAGAAAAGCAUGUGUCUGUUCACUCUUUGUCGUUAGAGAGAAAGUGGGGAAAGAGAGAGAUGGAGAAGGAGUUGAGGCAGCUUUUGGUGACGGUGUUUCUGUGGGGGACAUCGGGUUUCAUGGUGGCUCCGGCCAUAACGGACGUGACCAUGUCGGCGCUCUGCCCCGCUGAAUAUCAGUGCUCUCUCGCCAUUUAUCUCACCGGAUUUCAGCAGGCCAUAACGGGGGUGGGAGCAGUGGUGACGACGCCGUUGAUGGGGAACUUGUCGGACAAGUACGGCAGAAAAGCUCUGCUCACGCUUCCGCUCACCCUCUCCGUCUUUCCCCUAGUGAUAUUGGGAUACAGUAGGGCUACAAACUACUUCUACGCCUACUAUGCCGUCAAGACUCUUACUGCCAUCGUCGGCGAAGGCUCCGUCAACUGCCUCGCUCUUGCAUACCUGGCUGACAAGGUUGGAGAGAGAAAACGGGCAUCCGCUUUCGGAAUUCUCGGAGGCGUCGGCUCCGCAUCAUUCGUCUGCGGAACCUUAGCUUCUCGAUUCCUCUCUACUGCUCUCACAUUUCAGGUUGCUGCAUUAUUUGCCAUGAGUUCAGCUGUGUACAUGAGAAUAUUUCUGGAAGAAAGCUUGGUUGUUCGGGGUUGUGUGAGGCAGCCAAUGUUGAAAGAGAGCGGGCCGCCGUGCGUUGAAGAGGUCAGUGAGAACUCGGACUCAUCACCGCCAAUAUUCAAGACACUGCCAUCGCUGAGGGAUCUCAUUGGCUUGCUCAAGUGCAGCCCCACGUUCUCGAAAGCAGCGAUUGUUUGCUUCUUUAACAGUCUUGCAGAAGGCGGUCUGCAGGUUUCGGUGCUGUACUACUUAAAGUAUCGAUUUCAAUUCAGCAAGAACCAGUUCGCUGAUCUGAUGCUUAUUAAUGGGGUUGGAGCAACUCUAGUGCAGCUGCUAUUAAUGCCCAGAUUAGUACCAGUUAUAGGGGAGGAAAAGUUGCUUUCAAUAGGCCUCUUUGUUGGCAGCAUCACUACUUCAGUUUACAGCUUAUCCUGGGCGCCAUGGGUUCCAUAUGCCUUAGGAGUCUGCACUGUCCUUGGAGUUUUGGUGCGCCCAAGUAUCAGCAGCAUUGUAUCUAAACAGGUUGGACCUGCAGAGCAGGGAAUGGUUCAAGGAUGCUUUUCAGGAAUUAGCUCCUUCGCUAACAUCAUCGCUCCGUUAAUGUUCACUCCCCUGACAGCUUUGUUCCUGUCGGAAGAAGCGCCCUUCUAUUUUCCAGGUUUCAGCAUCAUGUGCCUUGGGGUAUCACUGAUGAUUGCAUUUAUUCAGAGCAUAUGGAUCCAAGCUGCUCCUUCUAAUGCGAUUCGCGAGUGGCAGAAUCAACGAGUAUAGCGACAGCAGGAACGCCUCCGGACGAGCUGCCUAAUCAAAAAAUCACUACUGCUACUUCAUGGAACCCCCGUAACGAACCACUGCUACUUCAUGCUUUAACACCUAGGAUUAAAUUAACUGAAUUACGCCAAAAUACAAGAAACAGAAAUUAUAGUUACUCGUUUAUGUGUAUCCAUAAAUACUGUCGUAUAUAACAUCAUCUUGUUUUCAGUGUCCCUCCGGAGCCUCAAGUGCUUAAAAUAUCAUUUGAUUGAGACCCAAAA